Molecule: messenger RNA, 8369 nt
Organism: Porites evermanni
Lineage: Eukaryota; Metazoa; Cnidaria; Anthozoa; Scleractinia; Poritidae
Source: the annotation of a GenBank genome assembly
GAUUUAUGGGACAACGAAAAGUAUUUCUAUCCUUGGCCAUCUGCGGAUCUGAGUGGCAUUUGUAGACCAUUUCAUUUAAGUGAUCUUGAAGACGCAAUGGCACCAUCUCCUGUAAGAAAGGUGGUCUUCAUUCAAGUCAACCAAACAUAUGAUGAAACAGGUAAAUUGGGAAAUAACUUUGAUUCAGUUAAUAAGGGACAAUUCUUUAAUAGAAGUCCUCACUCACAGAUUAAUUAAUGAUUAAUUUCUCAUGAAUACUUUUAUAUAGAUCUUGUGGGGUUUCCAUUGCACUAGCAUUUGUAUUUGAAAAAACAUUUUUGACUGUCUUCUCCCCCCAAAUUAGUUUGGCCCUUUAAAGUGCCUAUAACCUAAGAUUUCUUAAAUGUUAACUGAAUGAACACAUUACUACAAUACUACAAGAAUUUUAUUUAAAAAAAUGCGUUUUGAGAUUUUUUUUUCUAAAUAUUAAGUCUAAAUUUCUUUGGGACACCCAUCAUCCUGCUGAUCAUGAAAUCAACGUGCUCAUAUUAGCCUGUGUACAGAUGUCCUCACUCCCUCAGGAAAAAUCGGGAGAGGAGACGUCUGUGAAUCGCCGACGAUAAUCGUGUUCCCGUUUCCCUGGAAUGUUGGGGACAGCCUCUGAUUGGUUUUUAUGUUAAUGCCAUGACGCAAAUAAUUUCCCGUGUAUUGAUGGGUGAAUGAACCUCAGAAUAGAUUCCCAGGGGAAAAGCUCAGCCUUUGUGGAUAUUCAUAUUUGUUUACCAGUAUUAAUGUAUUUCAGCUCUCUCGAAAAGGCAUGAGAAGUUAAGACCACCUAUGUUUGCUGCAGCGGUUGCGGGUGCGUCUGUCUGUAUACAAAAUCCAACGUUAACAGCCAAGGCAGGUCAAGGUUACCCCAAAAAGAUUCUAUUAUUGAAUUGAUUAUUUGAAAAAAAGUGACUCAUUCCUGUAACUGGUGUCAAAUUUAAAUCGGCAUUUCUCUAUGCGUAAUGAGCAGUGAAUAUUUUAAGAGAACUUCUCUGUAUUUGGUCAGACUGAAAAUCUUUGAAUGGAUUAAAUGUCUUAGAAGACAUUUACAUCAAAUUCAGGGAAAUUGAGCGGGUAGAAAUUUCGUAACUGAAUCGCGUGUGAAUUCACGGCUCAUUACGCAUGCAAGAAUGCACACAGAGAUGAAUCUGAAAUCUACAACUACCAACGGUUCAACUUUUGAAUAAUAAAUACAUUAAUAGGAUUGGGAGGUACGCUUGACCUGGCUUGACUGUAAUCAGAGAUCUUAUAUCUGGAUUUUUGGUUGAACAUUGUGUGAAGAUGUUCGGCUAGCCUGUACACAGAUGCCAGAGCCAUUUUUCGACCUACAUGUGCCUUUUCAACUGUCAAGGAAAGAACAAAGAAUUAAUUCAUGCAAAUGUAUACCGGAACACGAUUAACGAUGGCGAUUCACAGACGUCUCCUCUCCCGAUUUUUACUGAGGGAGGGGGGGACGUCUGAACAAAGGCUAGGUCAUAUAUGUGACAUAAAUUCAGGAACUGAAAAAAGGGGACUUAAAGCUUAUCCCUCUCCUAGCCUUAGGGUCGCCAGUGUCAUUGUGUCUAACUGCAAUGCAUCUUACUGGCAUGUUUUAGCUUUCAACAGCUGUGUCUGAAUCAGUUUGUGAAAAAUGAUGUGCCAAAAUGGUGACAAAUUUUAACAGUUCAAAAAAAUUGUACAGAAAUCACAUUGUGUUCAAAUCAAAACAUUAAUUUUUGGCAGAGUGUGUCUUAGUUUAAUAUGUGUACUUUCAUUGAAAAGCAUUAGGGCACUGUAAGUCACUUGUAAUAAUUUGUGCAGCAUCAAGAGCAAGUGAGACUGUCACAGUGGUUAAGUGGUCAACAUGCCAGAUUUGAUGUGUUAGGAAGUCUUGGGAACUUCAAUUUCCACUCUGACCACCAAUAAGUCAGUGUUUUUUUGGGUCUGGGUACCCCUAAAAUUUAACCCCACAGCUGCAACUAUAAAUAUUAAUAAUGUCUAGCUCCCAAAAAAAUCCAUAAUUUCCCAUGGGAGGGGAUUCAUGGGUGGUGUUUGUUGGUCUGACCCCAUCCCCCCACAUUUCAUCUCUCUGGUAAUUCCAGUUUAUAGGUCACACCAAUUCCUUUACCAAAUUUUGUCCUUACACUUAAAGACACCCCGCUGGCCCCUUAGAAUUUCUAAUCUCCCUCUAGGGGGUGAGUAUGAAUAUUUGACUUGUCUAAAACAGCACAAUACGAAUUGGCUCAUUUUUAAAGUUUUAUUUGAAAUAUAUGAUCCAUAUUUUUUAAAAAUGAUGUUUUAUCUUGUUCCCUCAAAACCCACUUGAAGGCUGAGAGUAAUAUCAAGUAACUAUUUAGUUAAUAAUUUGUUUAGCCAGGCUAAUAAAAUGGUUGUAAAAUGAUGUCAACAGUAGUAAGAAAUAGGUACAUGUAGUCUCAUGUAAAGGGAUUGGUACGUACGGUGUGAACUGAAGGGUCAACCAGUUGUCCUGACUUAGGUACCCCCACUUUGUCUCUGAAAAUUGUUUUAAUUUAAUUUUUUGACCAAAAGUUAUCUAUAAAUUAUAUGUAAGGCUAAUUCAGUAGAGGUUGCUUUGGCAAUUGAGUAUUUGGGCAUAUGGAAGUCAAUGCAAUGAUUUGCUUGUGUGACCAACGAACAAAAACCUCCCAGUGUGGAAUUCCAAAUGCCCAAAGCAACCUUCAUUGAAUCUGCUAUAUAAGGCUAUAAUUGUAAAUUAAAAUUUGGAGCACUCAUAACUAAUCCAUUGUUAAGGCCACUUGCGUUGCCAAUUUUUCAGACUGCUGACCUCAUUAUGACAUAGAAUUCCAAAAAUGAGCCCCUCCAUGUCUAAGCCCCUCCAAAUAUAAGCCUCCCAAACAUAUAAUGCAAAAAACCCUCCAUUAAAUUGCCCCUCCAAAUAUAAGCCCCCCCUCCGGGGGGUGGGGGGGAGGGGUCUUGUACUUGGAAAUUGCCCGCAAAUACAAAGUAAAACAAAGCAAGAACGGUAAAAUCGAUUUUGAAACGCAAAUUUCCCUCCGUAGAUAAGUUCUCCCAAAAAUAAGCCCCUCCAAAAGGGCCUUUGAAAAAUAUAAGCCCCGGGGCUUAUUGUCAGAAUUUUACGUUACCUCAUGACUUCCCAAUCCUCACUCUCAGCUCUUUGGCUCUUCAUAACUUUGUUUAAAAUGCAGAUUGGAUCCUGGAGAAGGCCACUCAAAGCUCAACAAUUGUUGGAAUCAUUGGUUGGGUUGAUCUGACAGAUCCUGAGGUAUUGUUGGUCUUUUUAAAGUACGGACAUCAAGCCACCUGAUCACCCAAUUACACCCAAUUUAAUGUUUAAGUUUCUUUAUUUUAUAGCUACUAUAUUUUUCCAUCAAAGGAAGUUGUGCCUCACUGGCUCCAUACUGAAAAUGCAAGUCUUAAUAUGAAUUUUUUUUUAUUUACUACUUAUUUUACAUUGUAUGUAUGACCUAUAUAUGUCAGUUGUAUGAACAUUUAGGCAGCUGGGCUGAUCAGAUAGAUAUAUGCGGGUGUAUGACUGUGUACACUAUCAACUCUCGCCUGCCAAGUUCCAAGUUUUUAAUGAAUUGCAAGCUCAACUCCAACUGGAUUUCUUUGCAAUACAUGGUUACAAGUUUAUUGUGUGAAGUAAACGUUAAAUUUAUGAACGGGUGGCUUUGCCCUUAGGCUUGGCUAAAUCUAUAUAUUAUGUGUUAUAUAAUUUGUGGGGAGUUUUUGUCUGCCCUUCUAAUGCAUUUUUAAUGCCUAUUAAUCCCAUGCAUUCUCCAUUAAAAGCACUAUAUCCUGAACCCUUCCAUGCCUUAGCCAAGAUAUGGCAAUAAGACUACUAAACCACUCUUAACUUUUUAAUCUUUGGAUAAAGUCCUAUGAUGUUACCAUACAAAUUCAAACCUAUCCAUAGUUUAUUAUUCCUUAUUUUAUUAUUUUAUUAUUUAUGUCAUAAGAUUUUUUUUUCAUUCUGGCACUGUUGUGAGUGAAAGGCUUAAAAUUUCACAGUUUGCCUUUGAAGGUUUUUACACAAGCUUCGAGAGUGUCAAAAUAUCCCCUACCCCUCACCCUAGAAUAUUCAUUGUCAGAGGCAGCCCGCAGAACGGACGUUAUUUUUUCACGUUCUUCAGGCGAGCGAAGGCAUGCGCGAAGCGAGUGAGGAUGCUCCUCGUUCACUUCCCACUUGCCUUCGCUCACCUGAAGAACGUGAAAAACUGGCGCCAGUUAGGAAGGCUAUGUCAGAAGCUGUUUUGGGGUAAAAUUACCACAGGUAGCCCAAGCUCGAAAUGUAAGCAACCGCGAACAUCGGCAUUGUUGCAUAACAUUCGAAAUAUAAGGAUUUGUAUGGGAAAAAAACCGAUCGUUUCCGUAACCUACGAAAAUGAAAGGAUUUUAAUAAAUAACAGCUUACUUUACAUAAAAUGUGUGUUACGUCUCUCCUGUGUGGUCCAUGGGCCGAUUUAUGGCCGUUUUAUGGGUUGUACUGUAAACGGUUUUCUCUCAGUAUAAAGGUUUACCUUUGUAGCUCUUUGUAUAGAGAGAAAACCCGCCGUACAACCCAUAAAACGGCCAUGAAUCGGGCCAUGGACCACACAGGAGAGACGUAAGGCACAUUUUAUGUAAGGUAAGCUGUUAUUAUUGAAAUCCUUUCAUUUUCGUAGGUUACGGAAGCGGUAGGUUUUUUUCCCAUACAAAUCCUUAUAUUUCGAAUGUUAUGCAACAAUGCCGAUGUUCGCUGUCGCUUACAUUUCGAGCUUGGGCUACCUGUGCAAAUAGUUUUAGCCAUUUAAGACUUAAAGACAUUGCUUCUCCAUGCGAGUGUUUAUUUAUCUGAAUGUUAGGUAGAUGUUAUUUUGGACAACUACAUGAAUAAGCAUAAAAUAUUCAGAGGUGUAAGAAACAUCUUGGAGGGCGAACCCGAUGACUGGCUUGGACAAGAGUCUGUUCUCAGAAGUUUAGGUAUUACUAAUAUACGUAUAAAUUUAUCAGAUCACUGUUUAUUAUCAAUACCCUUGUCUAUAUAAAUAUUAUGUAAUUCAGAUGCAUGGGAAAUAAGUUGACCCCUGGCCUUUGCCCGAGCCAACAGCACUCGCGCAUUUAGGCCGAUACACAUGAGGGAUUUUGCUCCCGGAGCAUGCUCCAGGGGCACACUUUUCGGGAGCAAAGCUCCUCCUUGUGUACCACCGAUUGCAUGAUAUGGGUAUACUUCAUUCUCGGGAGCAGAAUUUCCACCCCGCAAAAUGCUCCACGAUAUUCAACCGGUUAAAUAUUUGGGAGCAAGCUCCUGAGGCAAAUUGUGCGAACUUGAAAACGCUCCCUCGUGUGUACUAACAGGUGCAAAAUGAGCCUGGAGCAUGCUCCGGGAGCAAAACCCCUCGUGUGUAUCGGCCUUUUAACCGAGUUGACUCGGCUGGGCGAGCCAAUUUGUUACAUGGAGAAUAGUUGGCCCUGCCAGGAGGGUGACCAAACUACAAAAAAGAGUGACCCGGCUAGUCGGGUCACCCGUCUAGCCGAACCAAAUAAUUUUUGUUUUUUCAUGUAAACGGUUCGCCAAGUUUUGUAAGGAAAUAUGGGAAACGUUGUCUCCCCCCCGCUCCCCCCACCAGGGUAGCUCGGGUGGACCGGAGAGUGACCCUUCGCGGGACAAAUUUCUUCAUUUAAACUGGUCAUAAGUGUGGCUAAACGUUGAGCCUGAUGUGUCUUGUAGCGCUGAGAGUGAAACAAUAUAAUAAUGUCGGUACCAGAAAGUUAAAAUUUUUCGUAACAACGGGAACUUCUUUCAGUCUAAUGUCUAUUAUUUUCCCUGGGGAUAGCUGCUGUCUGUAUUUGCGAAACGUCCGUAAGGGCGAGGUGUCCACAAGGCUUUAGUUAACUGUAUUUUCAUUUUGACCCUGAAUUAAUUGUGCCUUUAUUUUACGCUUAGAAGGCCGAAUAUCAACCUCCCAUAGUAGUGGUGCCAGAUAUGUAUAUCGGCAAUGUUGAUGUGAACGCUGAUUUUCAGGCUGGAACCUGGGUGAAACUUCCUUAAACGACCCGCAAGAAGUGCCUGACCUGGUUGUCGCUUUUGAAAAGCUCCAACUUUCUAUAAUGAUUCUCUGACUGGAAAAACUAAUUUCCCACUGCAUGGUGACGUGGUCACAUGCGUGAAGUGGCCGCACAUAAAGAAGUUAAAGAUCCACUGCACAUUUUUUCAUGCAAGAUAGUUCGACCUGAAAUAGUUUUCUUCGUUUAUCUUGAAGGAUUUCUUGAGAAAAGGGGACUCACAUACGAUCUUCUCAUUAGGUAAGUUGUGGGCAGUUUUUUAUACUCCCUUGCUUAAUUGACUGGUAAAUUCUUUAAAGUUUUUGUAAACCUACUCUCUGGUCUGUGAAGCACCUAGUAGCUAAUGGUGUGGUCCAAUAUUGUUAUACCAAGGGAGAUCAGAUUAAAUGACAUGAUCACAAGUUGACUCAGCGCAAUCAGUAGCCAAUCCCUAGUUUUGCCUUGAUAUUUUGGGAGGAUUCCCCAGAAGGACAAUCGAAGCGAUCCAGAUGAUUAUAUGGGAACCACUCUAUAUUUAGACUUCAGUUGGUUUACGGUCAAAAGUGGCCAGAGUUAUCGCUCUGGUUAAAUUUAUAGUAAAGUCGCCAGAAAUGCUGAGUUAUGUCGCCCAAAUUCGAAAUUUUAUCGUGCUCGACAACAUCUUAACAUCGUAUCUUUUAUUUAUCAUGCUUUUUGGCAUAAUCAAGGCUUAAAGAAAGACAUACCUUACUUAUUUAUUAAACUGCUCGACUCCUUCCAUUUACUGGCUUUUAGGACUGCCAAUUUCUUACUCAUCUCACUCCGAGACGACUAGUGAUAUGUAAACCAUAAUUUAUAAGUGUUAAUAAGUUUUUGUUUAUUUUGCCUUUUAUUUUGUUUUAUUCUAUUCAUUUUGUGUUCAAUGCUUAACUAGCAAUUGCACAGAUGCUUAUUCAUCUCUUGCCUCCAUCGAUGUUAAGUUUAUCUUCGAUAGUGUCUGUUUAUCGGCAAGUUUAGGAGAUGAAGGGCUGUUCAGUUCUGCUAAUAUUCUCCAAAUAGCAGACGUCGAAUUGUCUUCUUGCUGUUCUUGCUAUGUUUUUAGCCAAUACACUCUAGUUCGCCUAUUUUUUCCUCGUGAAACGAGUGAAAUAUUCCGCCAUUUUGUAGUCAAAACCAUGUCUUUUCGAUUAACUGAUCAUUUUUCUGGCAAUUAUGCUCCACAAUUGACGUCAUUUUUCACAUAUCGCAAAUUUCUUCCAAGUUUGGCCUGGUCGACAGUAGCUGGUUGUGACGACUUGUUCAUGCCAUUUCAGCCAAUCUGAAACAGAGAAAUAUUUUGAAUGAAUAAUAAUGUCAUUUAUUUUCUGUUUCAGGACGAGACAUUUUGAGUUGGCAGACUCUGUUGUCAAGAAAUUUCCCAAGUAAGUCAUUUAUCAUUGUAAUGCGUAUACAUUAAAUGCAAAACAGCCGUACACUGAGUGUACCUUUGCUUUCUACAAGCAGCGGUUUCAGGAAGUACCUGACUUCUUUGCAGUCUAUAUAAUUCGCGAUUCCUACUGUCUUAUCCAUGGCAAAAAAUCAGAAAUUACUUAUUAACUCAAGUUCAAUGAAGUGAAAAGAAAACUUGCAUAAUUUCUCUCACUGGUGUUCGGCCAUUUUCCUUGGCACGCGAGUUACGAUUCAUUCGGAUCAUAGCUUAAUACGUCCCGCCAUGUAGUUUGGGUUUGUAAACACUUCAUUUUCCCUUGGCAUCAUUUGCAAGUGUGAAGAUCAAGUAAUAAAUUCUUGCAUAAUUCCGUUUGGAAAGCCUCAGAAAAUAAGGGGCUCUGAUUUGAGGCGAUGUAAUUUUUCCACUCUUUUUAAUCAGUUCAACUGAUUUGGAUACCCUUUGUUUCUGGUCGUUCUCUAACCACGACAAAUUUCAUAAUUUAAUAUCUGUGCGCAAGAUUUUCACCCGGGCGGUUUGUGGAAAUUGUAAGCACCCGUGGUCUAUAAUUCACUCUUUCCAAGACGUAUACAGCUUGUGGAAAUUGCACCAAUAGUCCGUCUUUGAGAACGAGUCUGCAAUUGUAUUAAGUGUCGGUGUCUAGUGUCCAUUUUACGUGGGUGGCCUUCAAAUACUGCCAGGGAUAAAAUGCAUGUCGCUGUAAUUUAGUUUUGGCAAUUAAUGCUGGCCCAUUUUAAUUUGAUGCCAUUUAAAGAUUCAUAAUCUCAUCGGUGUGUUUCUUUCUUGAUUCAGAUUGAAAUUUGUUGUUGACCACGCUGCCAAACCUGAGAUAAAAGAAGGAAAGAUGGAUGAAUGGAAGAAAGGAAUGGAGAUGUUAGCACAAAAUCCAAACGUUUAUUGUAAAAUGUAA